Oncorhynchus keta (chum salmon) is the source of this 8623-nucleotide messenger RNA. RefSeq names its product CXADR-like membrane protein. NCBI's taxonomy places the organism in Eukaryota, Metazoa, Chordata, Actinopteri, Salmoniformes, Salmonidae. The coding region runs from base 1113 to 2216 and encodes 367 amino acids. Gene Ontology annotation, cellular component: cell surface; membrane; cytoplasmic microtubule. The record is from RefSeq and is a predicted model, not a curated record. The transcript has 7 exons.
AAGUACGACUUCACCAGGUUUGUGAUGGUGUCCGGUAUGUGGAAAAAUCUGAAGGCAGACCACAGGAGUUCAUGGGGCACAGAGCCAAAUGCAUUGGCGAGGUCGAGGAAGACUACAUGGAGGUCCCUUUUCUCCACCUUGGCCAUUUGGAUCUGGUGCCAGAUCAUGCUGGAAUGUUCCAAGCAGCCAGAUAACCCUGAUAUUCCUGCCUUCUGUACAGAUGUAUCGACGUACGCAUUCCUUUGCAGGUACUCGGCCAUCCUCUGGGCAAUGACCCUAAAGAAGAUUUUACCCUCGACAUUCAGUAAGGAGAUUGGGCGGAAUUGGCUGAUGUUCACUGCAUCCUUCUCCUUAGGGAUCAGGACCCCGCCUGCCCUACGCCACACUUUGGGUAUUAUCUUCUUCUGCCAAGCUGUUCUCAUAAGCCUCCAGAGGAACCUCAGGACGUCUGGUGCGUUCUUAUACACUUUGUACGGGACUCCAUUUGGCCCCGGGGCUGAUGCUGUUCUUGCCCGUCGAACUGUGUUUUCCACCUCUUUCCAUGUCGGAGGGCUGGUCUCAAUAUGAUGUUCCGGGGGUUCAAUAGGUGGGAUAUCUGAUGGGAUGGCCAGAUGUUCAUGUCGCUUUGAGUCAAAGUUUGUUGUUCUCAGGUGCUCCUCUAGGUCUUUCUUUGUUGUUUUUAGAGCUCCACUUUUUUCCUUUGUGAAGAGACUUUUAAGGAACUUGAAGGGAUCUUUAUAGAAUCGAGUUCUAGUUUGUUCUUUCUUCCUUCUGCGUUUCCGUAGGUUCUCUGCUCUACGGAGGGAUGCCAACCGGGUUUUGAUGUCAGCCUGAAGUGCCUCUAUGCCCUCCUUUUCCACUUCCGAGGCCUUCUUCCACUGUUUCUUAAGCUGCCGCCUUUCUUGAACGAGGCGCUUGAUUUCUUGUUGCCUCCUGGAAACUGGUGGGGUUGGAACCUUUCUCCCGCCUUUUGCCUCUUCCACUCCAAAUCUUUCUGUCCCGUACUCAUAGAUGAUGUCCCCCAUCCUCUCCAACUUCUUCUCCACUGUGCCUCGAAGUUUCUCGAGGGUCAAGUGCUGCUGAGCCUGCUGACGGCCGGCGCCCAGACAGAAAUGAAGAGAGUCGUCGGAGACAACACCACCCUGCCGUGCCACCAUCAGUUCUGGCAAUCCAAUGUGCAGUUGCUUGACAUCGAGUGGCUACUGCAGAAGCCCAACUCCAAGCAGAGAGUGAUCAUCACGUUUUUCGGGGGCCAGGUUUACACCAACGAGGUGACCAGCGGGACCAGUCGUCUGUCUUUCGCUGGGGACUACCUGAAAGGAGACGCCUCCCUGCUCCUCAGUGACUUACAGCUGACCGACUCUGGGGAGUACUACUGCAAGGUCAAGAUGGGGGGAAAGUACCACUGGAGCCAAGUCAACCUCAUAGUGCUGGUGAAGCCCUCUAAGCCACGAUGCUGGAUGGACGGCAGGCUGCUGGAGGGCAGUGAUGUUAAACUGAGCUGCAAAUCCAGUGACGGCUCAGACCCUAUCAAAUACAAUUGGGAGAGGGUGCUGGAUAAGGGAAAGAGUGUUGGGAACCUCCCCCUACUGGCACUGAGAGAUCUGAAGAAUCCAGAGAUCGUCACCCUGCGGAACCUGACGAAGGACAGUACAGGUGUCUACAAGUGCACUGCCAGCAAUGACGUUGGCGAGGAGAACUGCAUCAUCGAGGUCACCAUGCAGUAUGUUCGAGGGAUGGGCGUGCUGGCAGGUGCCGUGGUGGGCGUUUCCUUUGGUGUUCUCCUCAUCAUCCUAAUCAUCUGGCUCGUCUUCCGCAAGAAGGAGAAGAAGAAGUAUGAGGAGGAGGAGACUCCCAAUGAGAUCAGGGAGGAUGCAGAGGCUCCCAAGGCCAAGCUGGUUAAGCCCAACUCUUUGUCCUCGUCCCGUUCUGGCAGCUCCCGCUCCGGGGCCUCCUCAACACAGUCCAUGGUGCACAACACCGCCCCCCACGGGCACCGCCCUCGGCCCCCAGCGAUAGCUGCCCUUAAGGAGAAUGGACAGCCCCCUGACUUCCCCCAGUCCCCCCCAGCAUACACAACGGUGGUACCCCCCAACAAGACCCCUGAGCCCCCUGGCACCCCCAAAUUCAACAUCAACUCCAGGAAACAGAUCUCUGGGCCCACUCCCCCCACUCUCAUGGUCCCUGCCCAGACCAAGGCCUUUCAAACUGUGUAGGAUGGAGAAGAAAGUCUAUCCUGGCUAUGUUGAUGUGUAAAACCCACCCCUUCAAAGACACAAACUCUUCCGUUAAACAACGAAAUGCAAGUAGUAAAAGGAUGUAAUUAAAAUAAUCAAUAAUAUAAACCCCAAAACUUUUAAUGAAUGCAUACUUUAAAAGGGAAAAUAAGAAAUGCUUGCCCCCUACUGAAUAAAAAACAACAAAAACAAAAAAACUGAGACAGAACACAUUUUUGAUUGUCUCGUGGCUAAAUAACUUAUUUUUACACUUUUCUUUCUACUUUGAAGUCAUGGGAAGCAAUGAGCGAGCACAGCGCUGUGUGCGGUGAGGUGUAAGAAAAACCCAGAGUGGAGCUUUUAUUUAUCAAAUCAAAAGGACAGGAAGAGUGCAGAGAAAAAAGAAGAAAGAAGGAAUGGGUUGAGAAAAUAGAUCCAAAGUGGAGACACGCAGCUGACGACAUGACGGAGGGAUGAGGGCAUGAAACACUGAGAGAGAACCACACCUCUUUAUUUUGGCCUAGUGGUGUCUCUGACUCAUCCAACCACACCACUCCCAACAGGCAGACACACCGGAGCUUCCAGCCCCCACUACAACCACACACCCCUGGCUUUCUGACAGAGAGCAUGCUGUGUGCCCUGUGAGGAGAGAAACUGCUCGAUCAACCCUCCAGAACACAGGCGGCCGAUGGCACCUUAUUUGGAGAGGAUGGGCUCAUAGUAAUGGCUGGAAUGAAAUACAUGGAAUGGUAUCGAACACGUCAAACACAUGGUUUCAUUGUGUGAUGCUAUUAAAUGCACUCCAUUCCAACCAUUAUUAUGAGCCAUCCUCCCCUCAGCAGCCUCCUGUGCUCCAGACUCUGUGAUGCUUUAUGAACUCCAUGACGACAUCUGAGACACAUCAUGUUCCAUGGUCCUGACCCCAUUCAGAGAACAGCUCAUUUGCUUUUCUCAAUAGGAGAAACUUUAGCCACAUUCAUAAGAUGUAGCACUGACAUGGUAGUCAGAGUUCUGAUGAAACUUUUAUUUUUCUCACCACGUCCUCUCUCAGCUCUGUGGAUUGGCAAUUCCAGUCCUCGGGGUCUAGAGUGCUGUCACACUGUUCCCCAAUCCCUAGCAAACACAGCUGAUUAAACUAAUUGAAUUCUAAACUGAACAUCAUGAUUAGUUGAUAAUUAGAGUCAGGUGUGUUAGCUGGGGCUGGGGCAAAAGUGUGACACCAAUCAGACCCCUGAGGACUAGUGUUACCAUCCCAUAUGGUAUGGAAACUCCUCCCCAAAUUAGCAUAUGGAUGAAUUGGGUGUUAAUGUACAGUAAAAAGAGACACAUGACUGAAUAUACUGAAUAAUAAAAAUAACUUUAAGACAAAGGAGGUUUAAUAUCCAUUAUAUUUCAGGUUGUGAAGGGUGACAGACAGCUGUGUCUCAGCCUAAGGAAGUGCCACCAAUCCCCAGGAUGGGUCAUCGUUACUUUAUUUACUCAUUUAUUUACCUCCACUGUUUUGCAAUGUUACGGAAACCAAAACCUGUCAAAAAGUAAAUGAAUGUGUGUUGAACAAAGAUGGUCACUACGAUUAUGUUCUAUGCUUUGUAAGGUACUGAAUAGAAGGAAGUAAAACAUAGUUAAAGAGACACAAAUGACAUUGAAGUUAAUCCCCGAAAUACUGUGGAUGAUUGAAUAGAGGAAGGAGUAUGAUUCUAGGGACUAUUGUACAGUGUGCAUGGUUCCAUCCCUGGUAGGUACUCUCCUUGGAUCCACAACAACAGAGUGCCACUCGAUUACUGUCUGAUUGUUUUGAUAGUUUCUCUGUACAUUGGCCAAGCUUUGGCAUCAGCCAUCCCCUUUGUUGUACAUCUGUCUGACCCUGUGCAGUUUGAAUGAAGUAGGCUAUUUAGUGUGCCUUUGAAAUCCCUAUCCCUGUUGAUGGUUUCUUUUUCUGUCCUUAUCAUGAAUGCACAUGUGGUUUGAGUUAUGUGUUGAUCCAGCUUUGGGAAUCUACUGCCAAAACACAGUGAGACAGGGGCAUUAACCAAACCUGUGGGAUUAUUACUUGCAUGUCACAUGGGCAAGAAAAUACAUCAGAAAAUCUAUACAGUAGUACCUAGUACAAUAGAAUGCAUGAUCUAGAUUAUAUACAAUUGCGGACAGAGAGAAAUCAUCAAUUAUUACUUAUAGAUGUACAAUGUGAACAUUUCCUCAAAAUAAAUAACACAGGAUUGUAAGUAGGGAGUAGGGAGCUAGAGACACCACUAGCUGGGGGUAUCGUACACAAAUAGUUGCAGAAAACACUUCAAUAACAAUUAUUCAUUCAUGCCUGAAAUAGAAUAUGACGUUAGAAGACCUGCAUGUGGAUACUGUUUGAUAGUGUAUUGAUUUACAGUGGCAGAGCUGUUGAAUACGCUCACUUUGUAAUAGGUAUCCUUACAUGCUGCACAUCUACGACAGAGGUAGAAGCCAGUCACCUGGUGUCAGCCCUAACAGUGAAGUCCCUGACAUUCCUGGCCCUGUAGUGUGAAAUGAGAGGAGGGUCAGAGAAAAUCUUUUGGCAAGCAGGAUCAGCAAUAAGCACAUUCCAAUGCUACUUAAUAGCUCCCUUGAUGUCAUCACUCCGUUGAUGUCAUCACUCACAGAACAAUAUGUAACAGUACAGACAUGAAUGGUUUUUAUUUUAUUAAUUUUUGUAUUACUUUUAUCCCUUCUGGUAGAGGUCUCAUCAAUGGUACGUACUCUACUGAGAGCACUACAGGCAUGUAGGCUUUGUAUACAAAGUAGUGGACAAAGACACUGAGUGAAGGCGCACAAUGGUAUCCCGGAAGAAUAUCUCGCUAGGACUAAUCUCGGCUAUAAUAUAUGUAUAUGUAUAUGUAACCCAAUCACAAUGCAGAGGGUGUACAUCUCCAUAAUGAGACAACAUUCCAUGCCAAGGGAAUGAUGUACAUUAUAAAUCUUCUUCAGGAUCGGUGGAUCCCCUGCGGGACGGUUGAGUUAACGAAGGCUAAUGUGAUUAGCAUGAGGUUGUAAGUAACAAGUAAACAUAUCUGAUAUUGUCUGAAAGCUUAAAUUCUUGUUAAUCGAACAGCACUGUGUCCAGGAGCUAUUACAGUGAAAUAAUCCCAUGCUAUUGUUUGAGGAGAGUGCACAGUUUUGAACAUUAAAAGUUAUUAAUGAACAAAUUAGGCACAUUUGGGCAGUCUUGAUACAACAUAAUGAAAAUGAAUGCAAUGGUUCAUUGGACCAGUCUAAAACGUUCACAUACACUGGUGCCAUCUAGUGGCCAAAAUCUAAAUUCCACCUGGCCUGGAAUAAUACAUUAUGGCCUUUCUCUUCCAUUUCAAAAAUGAUGGUACAAAACUUAUUUUUUUGUAUUAUCUUUUACCAGAUCUAUUGUGUUAUAUUCUCCUACAUUCCUUUCACAUUUCCACAAACUUCAAAGUGUUUCCUUUCAAAUGGUACCAAUAAUCUGCAUUUCCUUGCUUCAGGUCCUGAGUUACAGGCAGUUGAAUUUGGGUAUGUCAUUUUAGGCGAAAAUUUAAAACAAUGGUACAAGCCUUCAGGGCCACACCAACACCCACAAAUUCUCAUGUUAGCCGCUCAUUCAAGUGAGAAGAAUAGUGGGACCAGCUAGGCAUAACCUAUCUGAAUGGAAAAGACUGCAGUGUAGACACGCAGUGUUUAUAUUACAGAUGAGGUUGGAAGUUUACGUACAUUUAAACAAAUACAUUUAAACUCAGUUUUUCAGAAUUCCUGACAUUUAAUCAGAAUAAAAAUUCCCUGUCUUAGGUCAGUUAGGAUCACAACUUUAUUUUAAGAAUGUAAAAUGUCAGAAUAAUUGUAGAGAGAAAUAUUUAUUUCAGCUUUUAUUUCUUUCAUCACAUUCCCAGUAGGUCAGAAGUUUACAUACACUCAAUUAGUAUUUGGUAGUGUUGCCUUUAAAUUGUUUAACUUGGGUCAAGCCUCCCCCUUUUUCCUCCAAACAUAACAAUGGUCAUUAUGGCAAAACUGUUCAAUUUUUGUUUCAUCAGACCAGAGGACAUUUCUCCAAAAAGUAGGAUCUUUGUCCCCAUUAGUCUGGCUUUAAUUAUGGCGGUUUUGGAGCUGAGCGGCCUUUCAGGUUAUGCUGAUAUAGGUCUAAUUUUACUGUGGCUAUAGAUGCUUUUGUACAUGUUUCCUCCAGCAUCUUCACAAGGUCCUUUGCUGUUGUUCUGGGAUUGAUUAGCAUUUUUCGUACCAAAGACAUUCAUCUCUAGGACACAGAACGCAUCUCCUUCCUGAGCAGUAUGGAGGCUGCCUGGUCCCAUGGUGUUUUUACUUGCAUACAAUUGUUUGUACAGAUGAAUGUGGUACCUUCAAGCAUUUGGAAAUUGCUCCCAAGGCUGAACAAUACUUGUUUUUUUCUGAGGAUUUCUUGGCUGAUUUCUUUUGAUUUUCCCAUGAUGUCAAGCAAAGAGGCACUGAGUUUUAAUGGCGGCCUUGAAAUACAUCCACAGGUACACCUCCAAUUGACUCAAAUUAUGUCAAUUAGCCUAUCAGAAGCUCUAAAGCCAUGAUAUAAAUUACCUGUGUCAGGCACAAAGUAGCUGUCCUAACCGACUUGCCAAAACUAGAGUUUUUAAACAAUAGAUAUGUGGAGUGGUUGAAAAACGAGUUUUAAUGACUCCAAGCUAAGUGUAUGUAAACUUCCAACUUCAACUGUAUGUCUAUUAUUGAAAUCAAUUCAGUUUCACAUGCAGCAAUCUUGUUUUCUCUAGUGGUGACAAUGCCCGUCCAUAAUUCAUACUGAUCUAGGCCUCUGGAAGUCGCUCGCAUGCUAUCUGCCUGGCAAAGCUGUCUUUUAAUAUAGCCAUGCACCGGUCUCUUUGUGUAUUGACAGCUUCCCAUCACACACACAACCAGAAACACAGACACACACACACAAACACACAGAAACACAUAGAAACACAGACACACACACACACAAACACAUAGAAACACAGACACACACAUACACAAACACACAGAAACACAGACACACACAAACACACACACACACACACACACAAAUACACACACAGAAACAGACACACAAAUGCACAUAAAUACAGACACACACACAUACAGUACAUAGUGAACCAAAAGCCGAAACAGUCAGCCUUGUUAUUUCUGUUCCUUCAGAAUACAUUUGAUGGAUGGUUGGCGGGCAUUACGACUGACUGAUGGCACUCCCCAGCAAAGGGAGCAUAAAAAUAACCAUUGCAUAGCCCAGGAGACAAUACACACACACACAUGAACAGUGCUAUGUGUCUUAGCAUUCUCAAAACAAAUGCUCUCACAGUUUUCAAGGGAACGUGAGAGAGUAGUGGGAGAGGAGGGGACAUAAAACAAGAUUGAUAUCGAGCCAGAGCUCUAGGCUCCUCCAUUUAAAUUCCCUCCACUGCCUAUAGGAGCAGCUCGGUGGAGGAUAAGAUGCUUUGUCUUAAAUUCCUCCGACUUUUUGAUUUGCUUUCAAGCAACUGGAGGUCUCAGGUGGAAAAUUCCCCAGAUUAUGAGCCCUCGCGUUGCUUUUCCACAUCUGUGCCAGCUUUGUGGACUGUCAAACCUGCUCUGUUUUCUCCAAAUGAAUCCUGAUAGGCUUUUGUCUGAGCAGUCGGGAAUUUAAACUAGGCUUUUUCUCCACCCCCAGAUUUGCAACACCGACAAAAUGGGUCUUAAAGUAGCUCUACUAUAAUGUUAUCAUCAUUCAAAUGUAAGUGAAAUGAUUCAUGAUUCUGAUUAUCCUACAUUAUAUUAUAUGACUAUGAAUCUCAUGUAGCCAAUACGUUUGUGUUCUUAAAGCAGUUUUGGGGAUAAGCAGUUCAGCAUGACAGAUUGAAGCUCAAACUGUAUUUGGACAGCCUCUGGCACGGGAACAUGAUCUGUUGUGACAUUCUGAAAAGGGAGGGGUGGAAGUCCAUCUCAGAAAGGAGGAACGCAAAGGGAGCUGCAUGUCAAAAGCUAUGGAGCAGAUGAGGGGGAAUGCUUUGCUUUGAUAUAAAUGUAUACCAGUAUUUGGCUAAAAAACAUGAUUGUAAAUAUAUAUUACAUAGAGUUUUAUGACGCUUUUAAUUUGUUUUCUAUUUUGGUUCUUCCAAAUCCAUGUACUUUGCACCUUUGUGUGCUGUGCUCAUCAAGGGUGAGGGUUGGGGGUUGGGGGGUUUGGUUCUGUCUGUAACAACCUUGACUGGAUGUCAGACAGACAGCUCAGCAUAGCAUCAUUAAGGGAAAUUUAAACCACUCUUUACUCUUCAAUAGUCUGUCAUCUUCUUUGUAGUUGCUUCUCUUUAUUUGUUGAAAACAAUCCAUGUAAAUAUUACAAGUAAAAAAAUGUAUAUUUUUACUACUUCUGAGUUAUUACUAUUUCAUUUGCAAAUAAAAUAUACAAUGACAAGUUA